AUGAAAUCAGUUGCUAUAAUAUUCAUCUUCUUUGCAAUUUCAUUAUGCAUCUAGACACUUGUUGAAUUUCAUUUAAUUAAAAAGAUUUAACAGGAGCUUAUAUAAAUACAAUAAUUUGCCUAAAUCAUAAAAUGUUUCAAAUUGUGGAGAUGAUGUCAUUUAGAUUGAUUUUUUUUUUCGCUUUAUAAUAUGCUUCAAAACUGACAAAGCAAAUGUGUGUCUUAAUUAUUAGAAUUGAAAAAGGAAGUUGAUGUAAUUAGUCACUUUCAGAAGAAUAUACAAAUUAUUUAUAUACAGAGUCUGAAUUUGUAGAGAUUUAUAUCUAAAUUGGAUUGAAAGUGACGGAUAGGAUGAAAUAAAUAAUGAGAAAAUAUAUCACUAUGUACAAUUAAAAUUAAUUUCACACAUUUCAUUCCUACUAAGAAAGAGAUUCAUUAAGGAAAUCUUAAAUGAAAUACAAAACAUCAAGAUUAAGAUGCAGGAUAUUUGAUUGUUAAUUUUGCCUAAAAGCUUUAGGUAACAGAAAUAUCUUAUGA
Paramecium sonneborni is the source of this 536-nucleotide messenger RNA. The record is from the annotation of a GenBank genome assembly. NCBI's taxonomy places the organism in Eukaryota, Ciliophora, Oligohymenophorea, Peniculida, Parameciidae.